CGUUGUCAACUCCUGCUUUGAGAAUACCUACACGUUCAUGAGUCACGGCGUGGAGAGGAUUCAAGUCCACUAUGAGUAUGGCCACGCCUUUCGAAGCAUCCAUUCUAUUUUGACAUGACGGUGAGCUCAUUCCGAAUACGCGUCAGUUUAUCCGUACGCAGUAAUAUAUAUGAUAUGAUGACAAGCCCCCCUGUGAAGCUGUUGGAUAUUGUCAGCAUUGAUCAUUCCGUACGCAGUACACGAGGAUAUAAAGAAGACGAGCCUACCACCUACUACCUGUUCACUACUGAUAUCUUGCCGACUUUCCAUCGUGCUUAUCCUCUGCUAUCUCCUCUCCAAUCAACAGCUACAGCCACCAUCGCAAGUCUUUGGCAGCUGCAAAUCCAUCCCCGCAAACCUGGUCUCAUGCAGGCCGUCGUCCGAUCGACCCCUCUUUGUCCAUCAAACGCCCAGUCCUGAAUCAUCGACAUAGCGACUAGCUUUAUCACACCGUCUACAACUUCCGGGGGUCUUUUCCUCCUUUUCCAUCAUGAGCAAUCCUCGUCAAACAAUAUCCGGCGAGAUGCCUUCAUUCCUGGCCUCCACGGUUUCAGUGCCUUCAUAUACCGCUCGCUCUCGCUCACUGCCAGUCAACACACGAGAGGGAAGGAAAGGUUCGGCCCUCGCAAACGCUAUCGGACUCCGCAGGAAGAAUGAACUCGACAUCGUCCUGGACGGAUACGCCGAGUUCGUUCAUUCCUACUCUACAUACGACGAGAUCAAAGGCCAUGUGAACGUCAAGUUCGAAAAGGACACUUCUUUCGACGAACUCGCCGUCACUUUUGAGGGCCAAAGUUGUACGUACGUCGAGAAGAUCGCGACAACAGCGCCUACGACCGGUCGCACGACAGGAAAACAUACUUUUCUGAAGGUGCAGCAACCAAUUGCAGAACAUCUACUUCCCCCAGACAACAUGUUUGAAGCCAAUGUAACUUACAGCAUCCCAUUCACAUUCGUCGUUCCCGACCGGCUACUCCCAUUCAUCUGCUCGCACAAAGUCGACAACGACGACAUCAGGAAAGAACAUGUCCAAUUGCCUCCUAGUCUAGGCGACCCUAGCAUUUCCGGCGACGGCCAUACACUCAUGGACGAUCUUGCUCCGGAAAUGUCAAGGAUUAGCUACAGCAUUCGUGCCCGGGUCACCAAAUGGAACGCCACCGGCAGACUGCUCGAACUGGCCGACAGAUCAGAACGCAUCCGAAUCGUGCCCGCUCGCGACGAAGUACCACCGCUGCCCAUCGAGAACGAUCAAUCCGACCACGUCAUGCGCAAGGAGAAGAGUGUCAAGAAAGGGCUCUUCAAAAUUGGCAAGACGGGCCGCCUCACCGCCGAAACAACUCAGCCCAAGAGCCUGCGCCUUCCUCAUCCGCGAAGGCGACAGAUCGAACCAGUCGCUUCGAUGGCCACUGUCAACCUGCGCUUCGACCCUCUGACCCCGGAGGAUGUUCCCCCUCCACUCGACUCGAUCACAAGUAAACUCAAAGUAUACACCUUCUUCGGCGCGGCGCCGUACAGAGUCCUCCCGGAGAUGCGCAAACACGACAAUUGGUCCACGUUGCACGGCGUGUAUCCGGAGAGUAUCCCGCUCUCCGCACGCAACCUGUCGACAGUGUCGUGGACACGCCACAACCCGUCCGAAAGGGAGAGCUUCUCAUCCUCAGACAUCUCCCGCCGCCCGUCGACAUAUUCUACGUCUUCGACAUCCUCGAUCCCCGAGCCAUCCUGCACCUACCAACCCGGCCUGCCAUUCUACACCGCAACCGUGCUCGUGCCGAUCGCUCUGCCGAGCACAUCUAGCACCAAUCGCCCCAAGGUCUUUGUGCCGACUUUCCACAGCUGCAUCAUAUCACGCACGUAUUCGGUCGAGCUUAAUGUCUCCUUCCGCUCGCCCGGUACAAAUGUCGCGAACAGCCACGUCGUUCUGAAAACGCCGAUACAAAUCUGUGCCGAAGGUGGCGUGCCGCCGGCGGGGCUUCACGAGUCCGACGCAACCAUUGCAGCGGAGAUUGAAGCACAGUUUGGUCUAUACGAGGCGCGGGCUGCGCAAGGCGAGCUCGGCGAAUUCGAAGUGGGCGGCGAAAGUCCCGUGUAUCAAGAGACCAGUCCGAUUGAACCCCUUCUCGGUGGCGGGACGAGACAUUUGAGUCUAGUCGAUCCGACGUCGACGAUGCUGCAUUCGGGGAUCGGCAUGGGGAGCGAUACAGGAGCACCGCCAGAGUAUCGGCCCGGAUAUAGCGCAGGGAAUAGGCCUGGUGGACCUAGGACCCAGAGCGGGAAGAAUUGAGAUCGACGACAAGUACACGAAAAGUCCCAAUCUGCAGAUCCAGCAAGUGCAGUGUGGCCGUGAAGCUUGAGAUGUGGAGAGACUGUGUGUGUCUGUGUGUCUGUGUGUGUGCAGAUGGAGACGAAAACAUUGCGUGAAAGAUUUCUGCACGGCAGAUCGAGAAAGAAAUCUCGACGAAGAGUUGCAGAGCGAGGAGAGCAAUUUUUCAUUAGUCCGGAUCUGGGUUUGAGAUUGAAUAUUACGGCUCAAGACUUACUUUUUGCCCUGGUGAGCACAGGAAUACUAUAUCCUCGGACAGCGACAUCGAGGCAGAGUCGUCACCACGCCCAUGUUCCCCUUGGCUGGGAUGGUUGUGCUCGCCUUGUGAGCAAGCCACUUGCCGGACCCGGCCUUCCACGUACACCAGCCGUACUCGUGGCUAUCUACUCGCCUACGACGUGGCUGAGCUUUGUCGAUUCACCAUCUCGACCACGAAUAUUGCGGAGGGAGGGAUGGAGACAUGCACUGCAAGGUUGAGAUUUUGCAACGUCCGAGCAUGGACAGCUGGACAGCUGCGACACAGGAGUAUCAAGGGCUUUGAGACGUUGCUGAAUUGAGAUAUGGGGAGAAGAAAUUUGGAAAGACACAAUCCAGUAUGAUGUUGAGGGAAUGUACUUUUCGAAAGCGGGCGUUUUCUGGGAUUUUGUGAGUUUUCUUCCGGGAGAUGGGAUGUGUUCUGAUCUGGGAAUGAGAUGGCACACGGAGUACGCUAUUUGACGAUACCCCAAUAUAGUAUGUUGCGUUAUGUUUGAUGAUUUGAUCAAACGUUUUUGACCCCGUGCAAGUUUUGAGGUCUUUUUCGAAUUUAUAACUUAAUGUAUGGAGUAUAGAUUUAAUACCAUUUGCUAGGGUUCCCU
Messenger RNA from Exophiala xenobiotica, 3219 nucleotides. RefSeq lists its product as uncharacterized. The transcript has 2 exons. Bases 530 to 2323 code for a protein of 597 amino acids. NCBI's taxonomy places the organism in Eukaryota, Fungi, Ascomycota, Eurotiomycetes, Chaetothyriales, Herpotrichiellaceae. The record is from RefSeq and is a predicted model, not a curated record.